CCACAAGACAAAUCUGUUACUAAUGUAGGCCUGUCAGGGAGGGGCAGGGGCCGUCCGAAAGGAUCUGGAAGUACCUCAAAAGGUUCAGGGAAAAAUCGAGGCCGCAAGUCUACUGCUGGCAGUGCUGCAGCAAUGGCAGGAGCCAGGGCUGGUGCAGCAGCAGCUUCAGCUGCUGCAUAUGCUGCAUACGGGUACAGUGUAUCAAAAGGUAUGACAGGAAGUGGCCCUGGGCAGUCUCCCCUCUCUUGGCCAACGAGCACUGCCACCUUUGGAAUGAUGAGCACCUCCCCCUUGAGCUCCCCUCAUAGCAUGUCGAACAGUGUCCCAGGAACACCCCAGACUCCAACUGAUACGAGCACACCUUCACCGUCCCCCAGCAAGAAGGCCAGCCGAGGCCUGGUUCAGCCCCCAGUUGUUGGGGGCCGGUAACCAUGAAAGUACUGGUGUGGAUUGGGGAAGGGAAAGGCUGCAGUGAGUGGACAGGGGAGGGAGGGCAGGUCGCAAGAUUUUGAUGUUUAAGGGUUCAGAGUUGUUUUAACAGCCGAAGUGAAAUCAUGGAGAAGCCUUUUUCCCUCUGAAUGACGUGUACAUAAUGUUUACCAGGAGAGCACAGAAUCCUUGUUUGUUUCUUUUUGAAUGUGCUAUUUUUUUAUAGAUGAAUUUGUAAAUAUGUACAAAAAAAAGUGAGAAAUCAAACAAACUGCUAUCUUUUACUAACCUGACAGAGACUGGUGAGAUUCCAGCCAAGUGAUGAAUAGUAAUUUUAUGGAGAGAUUGUAUGCGUGUGAAUUUUUACUAGUUUCCAGUGCUGAGAGGUAAACAUUCUGAAGUCCUUGUGUUUUAAUUUGCAGAGGCGGAAGCUAUUUCCCCUUGAGAACAGAAGCAGCAUUCAGCUUCCUGUGCCUUCCUCUAAGCCUCCUCCUUCCUCAUACCACUGUUAUGUUUGCAUCAGUCAGCUACCAGUGACUGCAAGUGGCACCUGCUUAAGAGCCGCAGUGACCCCUGGACUGGCCAGGACAAGCCUCCAAGUAUAAGUCCCGGUCUGCUGACUGUUGGCAGUCAGUGCACAUCGAAGCUUGUGAACUGUAGCAUCCAGUCUGCAUUCCCACUCCCAUUGUUACUCAUGUAAAGACUUUGGCAGUCAGUUAAUGUUAGAAAAAAGUCACAUUUACUGUUGGAAAUUCUCAGCAGAAUUGUCAGCCAACGGGAGGAAGAGAGCAGAUGCUCGCUUCUUUCUGUGUCAGAAACUGACAGACCUACUAUGCAUUUCCAGCUCCUCUUCAGUGUGAAUAGAAAGUGGCCAUGUCGUGACCCGAUCUGAAACUCUCCAGCAGUGGUGGAAGCUGUGACUAGUUCAGGAUAAUUCCUCAAGUAGCAGAGUGUUAUUGCUGUGUUACUGCAGAUACCGACACAGUCCAACAAAUAUUAAUAUUCAGAAAUCACAUGGGAAAGGAAGGGGCAUCUGCCGGAUACACUUUGUAAUCCCUGUUCCUAGCACAGUUAAUGGCACCAGCAUGUGAUAGCUGCUUGAAAUCUAAAGGAUAUAAUGAUCUAGAAACGUACACAGAACAUUAACAUUCCUUCCAUGUGAAAUUUUAUGGAGGAUAUUGCAUGGCUAAGGCUGUACAACUGUUUGAUAAUCCAGCAUGUUAUGUACUGGAUUUGGAUUGAAUUCUGCACUUCAUCCCAAAGUUCCAAAUCUCUCCUAUGUUGCCAUUAAUAGGUGCUGAAAAGAGCCCAGAGGUGGGACAAUAAUACACUUCCACUCUAUUGUAUAGUUCUGGUUAUGUACAAACAGUACUUUGUCAUUGAGAAUGUAUAAACCACAAGUUCCUCUGCAGAAUUCAGACUAAAUUUAACAUGCUAAUCGUUGCAGUAGAGUAAUAAAUGUGGUCCCAGCUGCAAGUUAGCUGUUUCUCCUCAUGUUGCCCACUUUCUCACCCCACCCCAAUGUCUGUCCCUCUCCACUCCUAUUGCGCACCCUGUAACCUUCUCUCACUGCGCUACCUAUCUCUCUCUCUUCCUCCCCCCACUAACCCCUUCCUCUUCCUGUGUCGGUGUCUCUUUCUUCCCCAUCUGACCCAUUUUAGUCUUUCUCUUUUCUCUCCCUCCUCUAUCUCUCUCUCUUCACCACCCACCCCCCACCAUGCCCCGAUACUAUGUACCUUCUCUCUGUCUCUUUCUCCCACUCACCCCCUCUCUCUUUCUCCCUUCUGCUACCGCUUUCUCCUCUUGUCUGUCUGUUUUUCUCUUUUUCCACCCCCUCCCCUACAUCUCUUGGCCUUGUCUCAAUCUCCUCUUUCUUUCCUAUUCCCUCUUGUUCAGUGUAUCAUCCAUCCUGUUACCCACCCUGUGCUUGUUUGUCAAUUUAUUUGAGAUAUGGAGCAUUGAGUCACAGAAUAACCUUCCUGAGAGCUGCCUUCUGUUUAACGUUCAGCCAGAACCCUGGGAGGGGCUACUGCACCCCAUUUGGGUGGACCAAAACACAACAAAGGAAGGUCAAGAAAUUGGAGGCUAGAUUUUGAAAUCAAUAGCCAAUAUAUUGUAAAGUGGGAAAUAUACAGUAUUUUAAGCAAUGAGAACAGAUGAAGUCCUUUAACAUUCUAAAUUAUAUCAAGGUUAAAAUCCAUAGUUUAGUAUCUGCAAUUAUUACUGCUCUUCAGUUGAACCCACUGUCCCUUUCUUGUGUUGACAGGCUUGGUGUUGCCUUACAUCUCUGAUUCACCGGCUGCUUAGUUUUUCCAUCCAGUGGAAUGGAUCUGUUGAAAGACUCCAUGUAUAAUUUAGGAGACAUUGUUCUACUUGUAUGAGAGACAGUGUGAACAACCUCUUUCUUUCUCUCUCUCUCUCUCUCUCUCUCUCUCUCUCUCUCUCUCUCUCUCUCUCUCUUCCCCC
Messenger RNA from Stegostoma tigrinum, 2895 nucleotides. Its product is annotated as chromatin-remodeling ATPase INO80-like. NCBI's taxonomy places the organism in Eukaryota, Metazoa, Chordata, Chondrichthyes, Orectolobiformes, Stegostomatidae. Bases 133 to 429 code for a protein of 98 amino acids. The transcript has 2 exons. The record is from RefSeq and is a predicted model, not a curated record.